Molecule: messenger RNA, 742 nt
Organism: Momordica charantia (bitter melon)
Lineage: Eukaryota; Viridiplantae; Streptophyta; Magnoliopsida; Cucurbitales; Cucurbitaceae
Product: putative GPI-anchored protein At5g19250
Source: RefSeq, a predicted model, not a curated record
AAGAAUGGCCUCUCUCUUCAGAUUGUUCAACUUAUUCUUCUUUGUUGCUCUCUUUAACUUCAUCUUUAUGCCCAAUGCUGUUCUUUGUAGUGUGAAAGAUGAGAAUAUUCUAAACGCCAUCAACAAAUAUAGGCAUUCAAAGAACCUAUCCGAGUUUAUUAUCAACACCAAUGCGGCGUGUUUGGCUAGAAAACUGGCUUUGAGGCUGCGAGAUGAGGUUUGCUCAAGCCCAGAUGAUUUCAACAAAGAACUCACCUCUGAAACUAAGCUCUCAGACUUCCACAAUCUCUUGCCAAAGUGUCACAUAAACUACAACUCCUCUGUUGAUGGCAUCGUUCUCCCGGCCUGCGUCCCCAACCCCGACCCCGACUCCGUUGUCAGGAACUUCACGAGUUCCCAUGAUCGUCAGUAUCUCGACGACGGGAACUUUACCGGAGCUGGCGUUGGGACAUACGACGACUGGGUCGUCGUGGUUUUGAGCACCAACACGUCGAGCGGGAACUUUACCAACGGUGGCUUUUCUUUGGCUAUGGAUGGGGGCGGCUCGAUUGGUGUGAUGGCUCUGUUGUUAGGGUUGUUUGUUUCUCUGUUGGUGUGAUGAGUGAAAGUUUUGAGGACGAUUACUUGCCUACUUACACUGUUAAAGUCGAUAGCACUUACUGAUCAGUGUGUAUGUAAGUAUAUCAUCUGGUGAAUUCUCUUUCUUCUUUUCUUUGUUUUUAAACGUUUGUUUGAUUCAAUA